CUCUGUUUACUUUCUUUUGUCAUAAUUCGAGCGAUUCUCAGUUUUGCGGUGUAACCGGAAGUGUGUGUUGGGAAAUUAUCGAUGAGCACCUGAAGAUUCAGACUCAGUCAUUGGUCACUGGGAGGGUCAGUCUUUAUGUCAAUGAGACCAGGCUUUAAAAGAUGGUACAGAAUGAGGUCGCCAACGUUUUCACACAGUCCUGACGCCUGUGUCUCGUCUCCGCAGACAUGAAUAGCGGCACACAGAGAGCCAGAGACCUGCUGACGGCCUAUGACCUCAGCCUGGAGCAGCAGAUCCUGGGUCGAGGCUCCAGCCUGGCCUGCAGAGACCAGGAACUAUGGAAGAGGGUUGAAGGACUGCUGAGGGACAGAGACCCUCAGGAGAUCCACUGCCUGGGUCUGGAUCCUCUGACCGUCAUGGAGGAGUCGCUGAAGAUGGCAGUGACAACUGCAGCCAGCAGGGGGAGAGCGAAGACCAGAGGAGGACUGCAGGGCCUGGCUAAGGCCUUUGAGGUCCUGGAGCAGGCGGCCCUCAACCUGUACCUGGGUCCCUGGAGGGAGGAGUAUAAAGUAGUAAAGACGUACUCUGGGCUCUUCACCCACCACAUCAAAGCGGUUCUGCCCCCCCCUCAGAUCGAGCAGCUCUUCGGUCUGCUGGGGUACAGGUCCAGUCCGUCACAGCAGGAGCAGGUCCUCAGCGUCGCGCCGUCGUCUCCGGACGACUUCCUCCGUCUGUCCUGUGCCUUCUUCCUGGCCCGCUGUGAGUGUCGCCUCCUGGAGGAGGCUCUGGGGAAGCACAGGGGUGAGGCCCAGUGGGAGCUGAAGAUGGUGCGAGAACGUCAGAGGGGACACGGCGUCCAGGUGGCAGUAGAGAACAGUCAGAAGACCCUGAAGGUGAACCAGCUAGCCUUAGAGCCGUUUGAGGAGGAACCAGAAAUGGACCUGUACACCGACGAGCACGUGAACGGAGGAGCGGCGGGGAGUCAGAACAGAGCCUGUGCCAUGAAACCACCACUGGGUGGCGACAGAACCACAGCCUCCUCCAGCUCCUCACAGGUCUGUGUCUCCACACUCACCUGUCAGCUGACCAAGAUGGAGGUCGGACGUCAGCUCAGCAGAGAAGACCCCGACACCAAGACAGGAAGUCUGCAGAACGACACCACCGGGUUCCUCAGUGAGAGCGCGGCGGCGGCGGCGCUGGACGACAGCCUCUGCAGCUGUCUCCUGUCUCCACCUCCUUAUCAUUGUCUCACGCUCUGCAUCCAGUGUCAAACGCAGCACGCCGACGGCUGUGCGGUGCUGGACCACUGCCUGGCGGAGAAACACCACCUCGUGUCCCAGGACUUCAGAGAACCGGGUGGAACCUGUCUGCAGGACCACAGCCUCAGAGGACACGCCCCUGUCACGUCUCCCACUCUGUCCUGCAACGGCGCCCCCUGUGACUCCAUGCUCAGCUGUCAGCUGACCACAGCGAAGAACGUGAAGAGGCGCCAAAGUGACAGGGAAAGCCCGGACCUGGAGUCAGGCCGUCUUCAGGACGGCGCAGUCUCAGAGGCGGUGGACAGUCUGUGCAGCUGCGUCCAGUCUCCGCACCUGUCCCUCAGACGCUGCGUCCAGUGUCGGACCGUCCACAACGACGGCUGUGCGAUGCUGAAGCUCUGUGAGGAGAACCAGCACCUCCUGGAGGGCGGCUCCAGUAUGGUCUCCCUGCAGAGGGAGGAUGGGGGGGCAGAUGGCAGCAGAACGUCCCCCGCUCUGUCCAGCAGCAGUUCUCAAAUGUCCUCCUUGGUUCUGCACGACCCCCAGUCCAGCAUCCCCUCCUUCCUCUGUCCAAUCACCUUCCACGACUGCUGUAACCUGGGCCACCUGGACCCCAAGGUCCUGUGUCGCAGCUGCAAUGUUUUUCACUCCACCUCCUGCAGGGGGCAACAGAUGUGCCUCGAGCUGGACCACAGCGUCCAGCCCUUGGGGGUGUGUGUCUGUGGGAGGACCUGCUCCAGGAACCCGCUGGUCCUGUGCCGGUACUGUGGCAGCGAGCUGUGUAACGAGUGCUGGUACCACAGCCCCGUGGUCUGCAGGGUCUGUCACCUGACCUACGACCAGUCGUCUCCGGUCUGACCCGGACAGACGCGGUCAGCUGAUCUGAAGUGCCUACGAUCCUAUGACGUCACCAACAAUCUGGUCCAGUCCUAACCCUCGCCCUAACCCCCCAUGAAGACUGUGUCAUAGCCUGACACCCAGUGCCUGUUGAGGGCGGGGUUACUCUGACUCCGCCCCCUCUAGACCUUUUUUAAACAAACUGCCUUCUCGACAAUGAACCCUUUGAUCUGAGGUACUGGGAUCACAGUCACUGUUACUUCACGUGCUCAGUCAGAGGGAGGGGCUUAUUCGGUGCUGAAGCUCCGCCUCUGUCAUUUUAGUUUCUUCAUCAAAGACUGCCCCCCCUGGUGUUUGUCUCCCCCUACAGGACAGAGCGUGCACUGCCCCAGUCCCUGUAUCUGUUCAAAUACAUGUUCUUUAUGGUCAAACAAAAUCCAGCUUCAGCACAAACCAGGAAAUAUCUCUCUCUCUGUUGGAGCGUCCCUCUCUCUCUCUCUCUCUCUCUCUUGCCCCCUCUCCCUCUAAUGUGUUAUUAAUUAGAUGCAGGAGUGUGUAUGUGUGACAUCGCUGACUGGACCUUCACAUCUCAUUACACUUCGACCAAUCAGAGCGCAGCGAGCGUGACAACUGUUUAUUUAUGCACAGAGCUGAAACCAGCGGCGAGCAGGGGCAGCUGGGAACUCUUCUCACACACACACACACACACACACAUCGGUGCUCAGUCCAGUUUAUGACGUCUGAUUUCUGACUGUGUCACUGAUCAACAAUAAAAACGACUUCUUUCAUC
Messenger RNA from Cynoglossus semilaevis (tongue sole), 2886 nucleotides. RefSeq names its product spermatogenesis associated 2-like (gene spata2l). The record is from RefSeq and is a predicted model, not a curated record. NCBI's taxonomy places the organism in Eukaryota, Metazoa, Chordata, Actinopteri, Pleuronectiformes, Cynoglossidae. Gene Ontology annotation, cellular component: cytoplasm. The transcript is spliced from 5 exons. Bases 228 to 2117 code for a protein of 629 amino acids.